AUGUCUGCCGCCGCCAAAUCCUCUCCUCCUCCUCCUCCUCCUCCUCCUCCUCCUCCUCCUCCUCCUCCUCCUCCUUCUCCUCCUCCUCCUCCCCCUGGCGGCAAGUCCGUCGACAAGAAUACUAGUCACAGUACUUCUUCGUACCCCAACCUCAAGAUCCCCCUUUCCGGAGACGGAAGCACUCCCCAGUCCGCCGCCUGGUCAGGAGUCAUGUUCCAACCCCCAAGUAUCACCAAGAACUAUGUAGUCGACGGCGUUGGCCUCUUCCCUCGCUACCGCCGUACUCGUGUCGAUGAAGCGCGCGACUUUGCUCGCCUGUCGUAUACAAUCCUCGACGGUGAGACCUACGAGAUCAUCCCCGAGUCUCAGAUCCCUCCCGGCCCCCUUGGUAACCCGUCGAUGCCACCCGCUGCGGGUAUCGUAGCUCAGAUGCAGGAGAUUUUCGCGCACGAGAACGCUCUUGCUACGGGUUCGGGGCCAGCAACUGAUGCUUACAACGCGCUUCAGGCUCACCACGGCGACGCGUUUGUAGACGACAACUUCAAUACUGGUAACUCAUCGGAAGACGCUGCUGAAUCUUCUUCCGCUUCGUCUGACGACUGCUCUGAUAGUGCCUCCUCUACAAAUUAG
This is a messenger RNA of Alternaria rosae, 630 nucleotides long. RefSeq lists its product as uncharacterized. The record is from RefSeq and is a predicted model, not a curated record. The coding region runs from base 1 to 630 and encodes 209 amino acids. Lineage: Eukaryota; Fungi; Ascomycota; Dothideomycetes; Pleosporales; Pleosporaceae. The transcript has 3 exons.